UAGCGGGUCGUGGCAGCCAGCUAGCCGUUAGCUAAUUGUAGCUAGCUAGAUGCUGUAUUAUAGUAGGCCUGGAAAUAAUCAUUAUUUGCUGAAAGACAUUGAAUAUGGAAGGAUCGUGUAACAUUGGCACGUUGCACCGAGUAUAUAUUGCAACGGACAUAAUUUUUUAGAGGAUAACCUUAGCUACAUGAAAUGUCAUAAACUAGCCGCGGAGGUGGAGGGACCCACAACCCCCUGAACAGCUGCUCUGAUGGAGAAAUGUCCUCCUCCAAGACGAUAGCAAGUGUAAUACUGCACAAGGUUUAGCAGAAUUAUUUUAGUCUGCUAUCUUGUCUCUAUAUCUAGUCUGUCAAGCAAAUAGGAGACUGGUCAUUCGGGGAUAGCUAUCUCAUCAUUGACUAAGUAGCUAGCUAACUGCUGCCAGUGCUGGUGAAGAAAUCACUGCUGUUUUGGCAUCUGCAAACAACAAGACUGGCUGUGUCAGACAAACCUUCGGCCUUGUCCAGAAAUAUAAGGUUAAUUUGCGAAACUGACACAACUGGAAACAAGGACAUUUGAGCAGUCUGUAUCGUUUUGAUUGAAGUGAGGAUAAUUUUUCCUGAUCAUCGAGAUCUAACUGAUAACUAUCAUGAGGAAGUUCUUUGAUUCAUCUCGUCGGGAGUUGGUCAGUUCUGGACCUGGUUCUGGAGGGGGUAACAGUGGAUCCAGCCAUGCAGGUGGCAAUUUAAUUGGACGUUCAUGUACUAUUGGGCGGCACCAAGUCACUAUUGAAGAAACAGUGGCCGAAGGUGAGAUGUAGGAAUUGAUGCUUGUCUUUUGGAAACAAUGUUUUGAUGUCCAUGUUGACUGAGAACAUGUCAUGUGACAUUUCAGUCAGACAGCAAACUGCAACAAUGUUUCAGUAUGGAUCAGUCAUUACCAGUCAGGUAGCUGCUGCACUAACUAUGGAAUUAUGGAAUUCAGUUAUGCUCAAGCGAGAGGCAGGCAUAGGUUUCAGAGUGAUAUGGCUACAGUAUGCCAUUGGUAGAGACAUACUGUUGUGUCAACUUUCCACAUUAUGUAAUCCUAUUCCUGACACUCCUACAGUGGCUUGCGAAAGUAUUCAACCCCUUGGCAUUUUGUUGCCUGACAACCUGGAAUUAAAAUAUACAGUUUCCCAGUCCCUGCUGUUGAAAAACGGGAUGGUGUUCUCGGGGUGAUGAGAGGUGUUGGGUUUGCGCCAGACAUUUUCCUUGAUGGCCAAAAAGCUCAAUGUUAGUCUCAUCUGACCAGAGUACCUUCUUCCAUAUGUUUGGGGAGUCUCCCACAUGCCUUUUGGCGAACACCAAACGUUUUUGCUUAUUUAUUUCUUUAAGCAAUGGCUUUUUUCUGGCCACUCUUCCUUAAAGCCCAGCUCUGUGGAGUGUACGGCUUAAAGUGGUCCUAUGGACAGAUACUCCAAUCUCCGCUGUGGAGCUUUGCAGCUCCUUCAGGGUUAUCUUUGGUCUCUUUGUUGCCUCUCUGAUUAAUGCCCUCCUUGCCUGGUCCGUGAGUUUUGGUGGGCGGCCCUCUCUUGGCAGGUUUGUUGUGGUGCCAUAUUCUUUCCAUUUUUUAGUAAUGGAUUUAAUGGUGCUCCGUGGGAUGUUCAAAGUUUCAGAUUUUUUUAUAACCCAACCCUGAUCUGUACUUCUCCACAACUUUGUCCCUGACCUGUUUGGAGAGCUCCUUGGUCUUCAUGGUGCCGCUUGCUUGGUGGUGUUGCAAACUCUGGGGCCUUUCAGAACAGGUGUAUAUAUAUUGAGAUCAUGUGACACACAGAUUGCACACAGGUGCAAUUUAACUAAUUAUGUGACUUCUGAAGGUAAUUGGUUGCACCAGAUCUUAUUUAGGGGCAUUCAUAGCAAAGGGGGUAAAUACAUAUGCACGCACCACUUUUCCGUUAUUAAUUUUUUAUAAUUUGUUUCUUCACUUCACUUCACCAAUUUGGACUAUUUUGUGUAUGUCCAUUACAUGAAAUCCAAAUAAAAAUCCAUUUAAAUUACAGGUUGUAAUGCAACAAAAUAGGAAAAACUAUUUUACUACUUUUGACACACCCAGCCCAAUGACCAUUUCACUGUAGAUGGGUAAGCCAUGGUGCCAUGCUGUUUGUAGUGUGGCUUUCAUGGCAGCAGUUUUGAGGAUCAAGUGUGUGGCUGCUGCAAGAGAUGACAAGUCAUAUCAGUCAAAUGACUGACAGCUCUAUCAUUGUUAGAACAGCAGCUUCAUUUGGUACAUUUGUUGGCUGGAAAUCCCCUUACGUAUGAGGCACUGAUUAAAUGGGCUCAGGAACCGUCUGUUUUGGGUGUUGUAUGAUUUAUUAAAAUGUGUGACCUUGGACACGAGAAGAGGCUCGCUAGGAAUGAUAGCUCAUUUUCAGGUACUGAAGAGCAGUGAGAGAGAUGUCUGGGGUGUCUAAGUAUUUUUACUCUUAAACAAAAGUCCAUUGGGAACAUUAAACCUGGUAUUUUUUUCAUUUUGACAACCUAAGACCAUGCAGAUCAAGUUGCUGAUCGUUUGAUAUCACUCAGGUAAUUGGUAGUGAAGUCCAAAGAACCUGAAGAUAAUUGUACAUUUACAUUUUAGUCAUUUAGCAGACGCUCUUAUCCAGAGCGACUUACAGUAGUGAGUGCCUACAUUUUGUUACUUGUCCCCCGCAAGCACCAUGCUACUCCAACUGAGCCACACAGGACCAUAAUGCCUUGAUGUGAGGAAGUGAUGUGACAUUAAUCCCUGACUCCCUGUGCAAAUUGUGCAGUGGUGACAAAUCACCUCUCAAAACAGUAUAUUUUUGUCAUUAAGCAUCUGUCUUGGGUUCAAUUCCAUGUAAAUUUAGUCAAUCCUUUAAAUGAAUUAAUGAAAGAAUAGAAAAAUAAAUUGGCCUAGUCUUUGAAAAUGGUAAAUGCAUAACCUAGCCUAAAUAAACACAAUCAUAUACAUAAAAAUAAAUGGCACAUGUCAAUUCUCAAAUUGACCCCGACCCCUGUUACCACAUAACACUAUCAUUUUGUAUCAUACACCUGAAUGAAAGGUAAUACACCUGUCACUCUAUAUCCCCAGGUGAGUAUGUGUGUAUGUGCGUGUUAAUGUGAGUGUGUGAGAGAGGGACAGAUGUUGCAUGCUUGAGAAAUUGCAGUGUCCAUUAUCCUGCACAGUAGAGUCAUUCAUGUGGAUUGUGUUCACUGGUAGGGUAAUGAUGUAGCCCUGACAUCUUGUAAAAUUACUAUACUUUGCACAACCUUCUUAAAGACUGCAAUUUUGCUCUAACAACCUCGGUUCAUGACGACAAUAAUGUUCCUAUCACUUUCUCACAUUCAACGCUUUUGUUGACGAGUAAGGCAAAUUGCAUCUCAUGAUUUCUGCCUAUUCUGUCCAUCAUUCUAGUCUGAAACAUGCUGAAUAGAAACAGUCUUUAAAGACUGUCUUGCAUAUUGUUGAAGUUUCCUAUCCCUGCCACAGUUUUAGCUCAGCAACUCCCAUGGCAAUAUUGUAUAGAUCUACAUAGUACACUGCAAUUUCAACACAUUGAAAUUCAACACCAUUAUGGUAUAAUAUGUAGGUUAUCAACAUUGAGUUACCGUGAAUUCCAUGCUAAGACAGUUAGGCUAGAUAUACUGUAAGCCUACAGUUGCCCUGGGGCAAUGCCAUCAUUGUGGAUGCUUCAGUUGCACUAAAAAUACUACUAGCCUACUACUACUACUACUACUGCUGCUGCUACUACUACCACUAGACUACUACUACUACUACUACUACUAGACUACUACUACUGCUGCUGCUGCUACUGCUGCUGCUACUACUACUACUACUACUACUACUACUACUAAUGCUGCUGCUACUACUACUACUAUACUACUACUACUACUGCUGCUGCUGCUACUGCUGCUGCUGCUGCUACUACUACUACUAGACUACUACUAAUACUAAUACUACUACUGCUGCUGCUGCUGCUACUGCUGCUGCUGCUACCACUACUACUACUAGCCUACUACUAGCCUACUACUUCUGAGCUACAAUCACUAAAGGCUUCUAUCUCUCUACUAUUUAUAAUGCAGUCACUACUAUACUAGCCUCAGUUUUUCAACACUAGCCUCUCACAAUUUAAAUGUAAAAACUUCUUCCACUAACAUAUAAAAAGUCAUACCAUUUUUCUUCAAGAAAAAUGACCCUUUGUAAUAUAAAUAGUUUUUAGCACAGAGUGAUGUUGCCCACAUUCCCAACCUCUUUUACAUUUUUUAUUUAACCUAUAUUUUAUCAGGGAGUCAUACUGAGACCAAGGUAUCUUUUACAGAUGAUCCCUGAAUUACGUAAAUUACAGUAAAUACACACAUCAAUAUAAAUACAAAAUGCAAGCAGAUCUUGACACCUGAAUACACUUGAAAGUGAUUUGUUCAUGACCUGAAAUAUCUCUUAUAUUCUAUUACUUCAGACUUCCAAUGGUUGCUUACCUCCAAACACUGAACUUUUAAUUUGGUCUCAUUCUCUCUCUUUCUCACAGGGGGGUUUGCCAUUGUGUUCCUGGUACGAACCAGCCAGGGGCUCCGCUGUGCCCUCAAGAGGAUGUAUGUCAACAAUGAGCACGACCUGCAGGUGUGCAAGCGAGAGAUCCAGAUUAUGGUGAGUUGCUGUGGCAUUACCCCAUGGCGUGCUUGAAAAGGGAGCUAUUCUGUCUAGUACUCUCCUUUGCUCACAUGAAAACACAUGCACGACACGCAUACAGGCAGCCCUACAAACUCUGCAGCACCUUAUUUAUCAGCAACAAUGAUUUGCAACCAAAUUUUCCUCAGGAGACAAGUUUGAAAUUCAGUGGCAUGAUAAUGUUCACUCUGUCUUUUAAUGUAAUCUGGGUGUCCAUGUACUCUCGCAGAAGGACCUGGUCGGCCAUAAGAACAUUGUUGGCUAUCUGGACUCUAGUAUCACCACUUGUGGAGGAGGAGAUGUGUGGGAAGUGCUCAUCCUCAUGGACUACUGUAAAGGUGAGUGCUUACUGAAGGAUCUGUGUUCAAUCAAGUGUGGUUGAGUCCUCAAAAGUGACUAUGAAAGGUAGAAAUAAAGGGGGACCACUGUCACUCCACUUGUAGUCCACAUGAGGGCGAGUUCUGCCUAACUAUUCUGUCUAUCUUCCAUAUAGGCCUACCCUGGUAUACGGUAUAUCGCCCAAGCCUUGUGAGCUUCCACAUCACAGCUAUAUAACACCAUGUGAAACCUCUGAGUAAAGGCCCCUAUUGUGAAGUGGUCAUUUUAGAUUAUCAAGAGACUGAUUGUCUGAGUGCAAGAUAGGUGUGACCGAGUGUACCUGUUGUCUCCAUUCCCAGUGUGUGUGUUCAAUAAUGAAACUCAGUGGUGUAUCUCUGCAGGAGGCCAGGUGGUGAACCUGAUGAACCAGCGUCUGCAGACAGGCUUCACCGAGGCAGAGGUUCUGCAGAUCUUCUGUGAUACGUGUGACGCCGUGUCUCGACUGCACCAGGGCAAGACACCCAUCAUCCACAGGGACCUUAAGGUACGGGGGAGGCCAGAUGUAGGAUCUUAAUUUGAUCACCCUGUUGCAGGAAAUGUAAAACUUAGUGGAUUUGAGGCAUAAAAAGGCAUCUAAAGUUUGUAAUUUCCACUUUGAAAUUUCAGAAUUCCCUUACGAAAAAUGUAUCAAUCAUUUAAUUAUAAUUCACAUAAAAAUUCACAUUUCCUGUUGCUGCAGGAUUAUUUUCCGCUGUAGCAAACUGGCUCAAAUUAAGAUCCUACAUCUGUAGGAACCCUCUCCUGUGUUUUCUCCCACCUCCCUUCUCUGUACUCACCCACUCUCUCUUCUCAUCUUCUUCUUGGCUUAGUCUUGCUGAUAUAUAGGCAAGCUGUUACCGGUAUUCAUAUAUGCCAUUCAGCAGACACUUUUUUUUAUUCAUUUCACAUUACAGUAUAUAUAUUUUUUUAAUAGCAGCCAUUACGUGACUCAUAUUUUAUCGUUCUCUGCCUCUGUUAGACUCUUCUUCUCCUUUGUGUCUCUGCAGGUGGAGAACAUCCUGUUACAUGAUAAGGGUCACUACGUGCUGUGUGACUUCGGAAGCGCCACCAAUAAGUUCCAGAACCCACAGACCGAAGGAGUGCCAGUAGUCGAUGAGGAAAUAAAGAAGUUUGUGAACCUACAUGCGUACCAUUUCCUGCCGUUUCAUUUAUUUUGAAUGGUGCUUUUUUACAGCCAUAGAAUACCGUUCAGAAGAACAUAAACCUUUUAAAGUCCACCUGAGCCGAGCAUAUUCGAAGUAAGCCUUGUGAUAGUCCCCUGUAGCUCAGUUGGUAGAGCAUGGCGCUUGCAACGCCAGGGUUGUGGGUUCCUUUCCCACGGGGGGCCAGUAUGAAAAUGUAUGCACUCACUAACUGUAAGUCGCUCUGGAUAAGAGUGUCUGCUAAAUGACUAAAAUGUAAAUGUAAUAAAGCUCAUGAUGUUCUUCAUCUUCCUGUUUGUGACUUUGUCCCGUUCCCUCUCAGGUACACCACUCUGUCAUAUCGUGCCCCUGAGAUGGUGAACCUCUACAAUAGCAAGAUUAUCACUACUAAAGCUGACAUAUGGGUGAGUGGACCUUGUAUUUUAGAUCUAGGCUUCAGUUAUGGUAUCAGUGCCAGCUUCUGAUUUGUAUAGGGCUUUUUUACAAUACACUUUUCAGCAAUUUGUCACAGAAUGCCCAUGAAAAUUGUAUAAAAUAUAGAUAAACUAAAUGAAAACGUAAAGCAAGUCUUUGGCCAGUGGCAAGAGGAAUCUCAGGUAGUUGUUACAGUAGCACAUUUGAAAAGCCAUAUUUGUGUGGAGAAGCCUUUUCCCAUCUGGUUUCUCGAGGCAUUUGGAUGUUUGCUCUAAAUGUUAUGUAAGUUAAUAAGUGUGUGGUGUGUGUGUGGAGGCAGGUAGCCUAGAGGUUAAGAGCAUUGGGCCAGUAACUGAAAGGUCGCUGGUUCGAAUCCCCAAGCUGACUAGGUGUUGAUGUGCCCUUGAGCAAGGCACUUAACCCUAAUAGCUAAAUGACUCAAAUGUAAAAUGUGUGUGUGUGUUCCCUCCAGGCGAUGGGCUGUUUGCUGUAUAAGCUGUGCUACUUCACUCUACCCUUCGGGGAGAGCCAGGUGGCCAUCUGUGAUGGCAGCUUCACCAUUCCUGACAAUUCCCGCUACUCCUACGACCUGCACUGCCUCAUCCGUCAGUAUUCCACCACUCACUGUAUCUGCUAGGAAAAUUAGUGUAGAUUCUACAAUACCAUUACAUAUUUUAGAAGUACACUAUAUACAGUGGGGAGAACAAGUAUUUUAUACACUGCCGAUUUUGCAGGUUUUCCUACUUACAAAGCAUGUAGAGGUCUGUCAUUUUUAUCAUAGGUACACUUCAACUGUGAGACGGAAUCUAAAACAAAAAUCCAGAAAAUCACAUUGUAUGAUUUUUAAGUAAUUAAUUUGCAUUUUAUUGCAUGACAUAAGUAUUUGAUCACCUACCAACCAGUAAGAAUUCCAGCUCUCACAGACCUGUUCGUUUUUCUCGUUACCUGUAUAAAAGACACCUGUCCACACACUCAAUCAAACAGACUCCAACCUCUCCACAAUGGCCAAGACCAGAGAGCUGUGUAAGGACAUCAGGGAUAAAAUUGUAGACCUGCACAAGGCUGGGAUUGGCUACAGGACAAUAGGCAAGCAGCUUGGUGAGAAGGCAACAACUAUUGGCGCAAUUAUUAGAAAAUGGAAGAAGUUCAAGAUGACGGUCAAUCUCCCUCGGUCUGGGGCUCCAUGCAAGUUCUCACCUCGUGGGGCAUCAAUGAUCAUGAGGAAGGUGAGGGAUCAGCCCAGAACUACUCGGCAGGACCUGGUCAAUGACCUGAAGAGAGCUGGGAUCACAGUCUCAAAGAAAACCAUUAGUAACACACUACGCUGUCAUGGAUUAAAAUCCUGCAGUGCACGCAAGGUCCCUCUGCUCAAGCCAGCGCAUGUCCAGGCCCGUCUGAAGUUUGCCAAUGACCAUCUGGAUGAUCCAGAGGAGGAAUGGGAGAAGGUCAUGUGGUCUGAUGAGACAAAAAUAGAGCUUUUUGGUCUAAACUCCACUCGCCGUGUUUGGAGGAAGAAGAAGGAUGAGUUCAACCCCAAGAACACCAUCCCAACCGUGAAGCAUGGAGGUGGAAACAUCAUUCUUUGGGGAUGCUUUUCUGCAAAGGGGACAGGACGACUGCACCGUAUUGAGGGGAGGAUGGAUGGGGCCAUGUAUCGCGAGAUCUUGGCCAACAACCUCCUUCCCUCAGUAAGAGCAUUGAAGAUGGGUCGUGGCUGGGUCUUCCAGCACACAGCCAGGGCAACUAAGGAGUGGCUCCGUAAGAAGCAUCUCAAGGUCCUGGAGUGGCCUAGCCAGUCUCCAGACCUGAACCCAAUAGAACAUCUUUGGAGGGAGCUGAAAGUCUGUAUUGCCCAGCGACAGCCCCGAAACCUGAAGGAUCUGGAGAAGGUCUGUAUGGAGGAGUGGGCCAAAAUCCCUGCUGCAGUGUGUGCAAACCUGUUCAAGACCUACAGGAAACGUAUGAUCUCUGUAAUUGCAAACAAAGGUUUCUGUACCAAAUAUUAAGUUCUGCUUUUCUGAUGUAUUAAAUACUUAUGUCAUGCAAUAAAAUGCAAAUUAAUUACUUAAAAAUCAUACAAUGUCAUUUUCUGGAUUUUUGUUUUAGAUUCCGUCUCUCACAGUUGAAGUGUACCUAUGAUAAAAAUUGAAGUGUACCUAUGACAAUGCCCCCAUGCACAAAGCGAGGUCUAUACAGAAAUGGUUUGUCGAGAUCGGUGUGGAAGAACUUGACUGGCCUGCACAGAGCCCUGACCUCAACCCCAUCGAACACCUUUGGGAUGAGUUGGAACACCGACUGCGAGCCUGGCCUAAUCGCCCAACAUCAGUGCCCGACCUCACUAAUGAUCUUGUGGCUGAAUGGAAGCAAGUCCCCGCAGCAAUGUUCCAACAUCUAGUGGAAAGCUUUCCCAGAAGAGUGGAGGCUGUUAUAGCAGCAAAGGGGGGGACCAAUUUCAUAUUAAUGCCCAUGAUUUUGGAAUGAGAUGUUCGACAAGCAGGUGUCCACAUGCUUUUGGACAUGUGGUGUAUAUAGUAUCAGUCCUGUACAACAUGUUACCUCCUCAUCUAACCAUGCUUAAGCUACAGGUUGUGGGUUAGUCAGUGUGUUGCUCUUGUCUCUUCUGGUGUGGUUUGAUUGGUCUCUCACGUUUUCUCUCACAUUUCCACCUCCUCCACCUCUCCUUCUCAUUCUGUUGGUGUUUGUCAGGGUACAUGCUGGAGCCCGACCCUGACAAAAGACCUGACAUCUACCAGGUGUCCUACUUUGCUUUUAAACAGGCUCGCCGUGAUUGCCCUGUUCAGAAUGUGAAGGUCAGUCUUUCUCUGCUCUGGGGUCAGUCUACACUGAGUGUACAAAACAUUAGGAACACCUUCCUAAUAUUGAGUUGCACCCCCUUUUGGCCUCAGAUCAGCCUCAGUUCAUUGGGGGCAUGGACUAUACAAGGUGUCGAAAGCGUUCCACAGGGAUGCUGGCCCAUGUUGACUCCAAUGCUUCCCACAGUUGUGUCAAGUUGGCUGGAUGUCCUUUGGGUGGUGGACCAUUCUUGAUACACAUGGGAAACUGUUGAGCGUGUAAAACCCAGCUGCGUUGCAGUUCUUGACACACAAACCGGUGUGCCUGGCACCUACUACUAUACCCCGUUCAAAGGCACUUAAAUAUUUUGUCUUGCCCAUUCACCCUCUGAAUGGCACACAUACACAAUCCAUGUCUCAAGGCUUAGAAAUCCUUGUUUAACCUGUCUCCUCCCAUUCAUCUACACUGAUUGAAGUGGAUUUAACAAGUGACAUCAGUAAGGGAUCAUAGCUUUCACCUUGUCAGUCUAUGUCAUGGAAAGAGCAGGUGUCCUUCAUGUUUUGUACACUCAGUGUAUGUGGGUCAGUCUAUCUCUGUGCUGGGGUGUCUCUCUCUAGUGUGUCCUGUACUGUAUGUUUCAGUCUCUCUCUGUUCUGGGAACAGUCUGUGGAUUGGUCUCUCUUGGGCUCAGGGCCAGAUCUACCAAUGUUCUAUUCAAUCCAUGCCUGAAGUUACUGAAUGUGCUUGUCAUAUGGAUCCAUUCCCUCACAAAUAUGAAUUUACAAUACUUUUGUCUCUAAUCUACCCCCAUAUAGAACUCUCCAAUUCCUGCUCAACUCCCUGAGCCAAUCAAAGCCAGCGAGGCUGCUGCAGCGAAGAAGAGCCAGAGCCAGACACAGAGUAAGGCCAGGUAAGUCUGUGGUGUUUGUCAUACAGGAGGCUGCCUGAGUAAUCUUCUGGUUGUUGUUGUUAUACACAUCAGUAUUGAAGCCUGUAUCCUACGUUUUUGUCAGUUGUGUGUUCUCUGUUCUGCUUUAACAUCAUUCAUAAGGUAAUUUCAUACCAUUGACAUGUUGAUCAACAAUUCUCACCUUUGACCCCCAGACUGACAGACCCCAUCCCCACCACUGAGACCUCCAUCACGCCCCGGCAGAGGCCCAAAGCGGGCCAUGCCCCACCCAGCGCUGGAAUCCUACCCAUCCAGCCGGCUGCCCUCACCCCUCGCAAACGGGCCAACCUCCCUGCCGGGGGGGCCCUUCCUCUAGGUAUGUACCCACCCUCACUCUGCCACUCUGUCACUCUGCCUAUGUACUGCAACUAGGCUAACAGUGGUUUUAUUUAGAGGCAUGUUACAGUGCCUUCAGAAAGUAUUCACACCCCUUGACUUUUUCCACAUUUUGUUUUUACAAAGUAGGAUUAAAAUGGAUUUAAUUGUCAUUUUUGUUAAUGAUCUACACAAAAUACUGUGUAAUGUCAAAGUGGAAGAAAAAUUCUAACAUUUGUAAAAAUGAAUGAAAAAUAAAUUAUCUUCAUCAAGUGUUCAACCCAUGUUAGAAUCACCUUUGGCAGCGAUUACAGCUGUGAGUCUUUCUGGGUAAGUCUCUAAGAGCUUUCCACACCUGGAUUGUGCAAUAUUUGCCCAUUAUUCUUUUCAAAAUUCUUCAAGCUCUGUCAAAUUGGCUAUUGAUCAUUGCUAGACAACCAUUUUCAGGUCUUGCCAUAGAUUUUCAAGCAGAUUUAAGUCAAAACUGUAACUCGGCCACUAAGGAACAUUCAUUGUGUUCUUGGUAAGCAACUCCAGUGUAGAUUUGACCUUGUGUUUUAGGUUAUUGUCCUGCUGAAAGGUGAAUUAACCUCCCAGUGUCUGGUGGAAAGCAUACUGAACCAGAUUUUCCUCUAGGAUCUUGCCUGUGCUUAGCUCCAUUCCGUUUCUUUUUUAUCCUGAAAAACUCCCCAGUCCUUAACGAUUACAAGCAUACCCAAAACUUGAUGCAGCACCACUAUGCUUGAAAAUAUGUAGUGGUACUCAGUAAUGUUGUAUUGGAUUUGCCCCAAACAUAACACUUUGUACUCCUGAACUUAUUUAGGCUUGCCAUAACAAAGGGGUUGAAUACUUAUUGACUCAAGACAUUCAGCUUUUCUUUUUUAAUUAAUUUGUAAAAACUUAAUUCCACUGACAUUAUGGGGUAUUGUGUGUAGGCCAGUGACAAAAUAAAUCGCAAAUUAAUCCAUUUUAAAUUCAGGCUGUAACACAACAAAAUGUGGAAAAAGUCAAGGGGUGUGAAUACUUUCUGAAGGCACUGUAGCUACUCAAGAGAUAAACAAAAGUGACUGAGGUAGGUUCUCUACCCUAAUGGCAGUAGCUAAGUUGGAGAAAAUGGAAGUAAAUAAAGAUGGCGGACAGUGGGUAAUAGCCAUGAUAAAUAAAUAUCUGCCUAAGUGGGCAUGUACCCAAAGAAGCUAGUUAGCUAACAUAGAGCUGGACCUGCACUGACCUAAAACAGUUGUUUCCCCCCCCCUUUUUCAGUAACUCAAAUAAAUGCCUCUUUGGGUGAAAACUGUUCAGAACAUUCUGCCAAAUUUGGUUGAAUUAUUUCACAAAUUAGAUCUUAGUUAUAUUUAGUCAAACAUUAUAGGCUCUCUUAAAAAACUAAUAGCUGGUUUGCUUAGUCUGUCUCUCAACAGUCUCAUCUAAUGAGGUCUUGCCAGAGAUGUACAGUACAAGCCAAACGUUUUGACACACCUACUCAUUUAAGGGUUUUUCUUAAUUUUUUACAAUUUUCUACAUUGUAUUAUUCUACAAUGUAGAAAAUAGUAAAAAUAGAGAAAAACCCUUGAAUGAGUAGGUGUGUCCAAACUUUUGACUGGUACUGUAUAUAGCAUGCAAUAUAUUUUCCUAGUUUCAUGGCUUGUAUAGUAACCAUAUUCUGUACUCCUUACAGGAGUGAAUUUAAACCUUGCCCAGCAAGCAGCAGCCCUCCAAUCACAGAAGGCACAGACCACGGCUCCGCCUAAGCCAGCGACCGGCCAAUCACAUAACCCUCCCAGUGAGGCCACACCCCAGCUGGGUAGAAAGCCCCAAUCUGGUGCUCAGCAGAAGCAGGUAAACUCAGGCAGCAACCUAACACCCAAACCCACAGCCAUACCACCCUGCAUCCCACUGCUGGCUUCUCUCUGAAGCUAAGCAGGGUUGGGUCUGGUCGAUCUUUGGAUAGGAGACCAGGGGCUGUUUGUAUCAUGCGUCUCAGAACAGAAUAGGAUUGCUUAUCUAGGAUCAGGUGUCCAUGGUGUAAUCUUAUUAAUUGUGAUCUAAAAGGAAAAACUGAUCCUAAAUCAGCACUCCUACUCUGAGAAUCAACCACAGAUACUGUUGGAAGAUUUCUAAUUGGCAUGAUUCAACAUCUACACUGUGAUAGCUGUAAGCUUUCUGGUGCAAAAAUAACUGCCAUCACCUGGUGGGUGCUUACAGGUUGGUGGUGGUGGAUGACGUGUCUUCUGAGCAUCUGGAAGCUUUUAAUGAAUCUAAUCAAUUACAGUACAAAACACUGAACAUUAUUUUGAAAGAUUUAAGUGGGUUAAUAUAAUUAUGGUUAAUUGCAACAACAAAAAACCUUUUCUAAAGAAAAUGUUCCUCUUUACCCUCUAAGGGGUCUGAAAAAAUGUAGCUAAUUUAUUUCAUAGGAUUUUGUCACUUAGUGACAAAGAUCCACUUAUACCAGCUGUAACUUGCCAUCUGUAAGACAAGCUCCUGCUCAGGGUUGGGUUAUUGUAACUUGCCAUCUGUAAGACAAGCUGCUGCUCAGGGUUGGGUUAUUGUAACUUGCCAUCUGUAAGACAAGCUGCUGCUCAGGGUUGGGUUAUUGUAACUUGCCAUCUGUAAGACAAGCUGCUGCUCAGGGUUGGGUUAUUGUAACUUGCCAUCUGUAAGACAAGCUGCUGCUCAGGGUUGGGUUAUUGUAACUUGCCAUCUGUAAGACGAGCUCCUGCUCAGGGUUGGGUUAUUGUAACUUGCCAUCUGUAAGACAAGCUGCUGCUCAGGGUUGGGUUAUUGUAACUUGCCAUCUGUAAGACAAGCUGCUGCUCAGGGUUGAGUUAUUGUUCAGCUGACCUUUGCGUAGACUGUCAUCAUGGAACAAGCUUAGAUAAGUAGGUUAUUGAAGUGCAGGAAACUCUUGACCAAACAGAGAAGAAGUGUGCAUUCGGGAGGAAAUUGGAUGAAAAAAAAACGUUACCAUACAAUUGCACUCCAUUAUAUUUUCCUGGGAUUACAUUUUUUACAGUCUCCUCUCCUAUAGCAACAAUGGUUCCUUAGUUUUCAGGUAGGUAAGACAGUUUUACGGUAUACCGGUAUAUAAUUCUGUGUGAAAAAGUGAAAUGUUAUGCAGGUGAACCCAUGAUAACAGUCACGUGCAUUCUUAGUGGCACACUGUGUUGUCUGUGUGUGAAGCAGCUUUGCCUUCGUUGUCUCGUUUUUUUGACGCCUUGUGCUGUCGUCCGUCUUUGUGUGGUAGCCAGGGCAGCUGCAGCAGCAGCCAAUCGCAACAGUGGGAGGAGUCCCACCUGUGCAGACCAAGGCGGAGGCCCCAAGCACCCCCCAACAGGCCAUGCCUCCCCUGGUGGCCAGUCCCAACCCCCAGCAGGCCCAGGCCCCGUCCAGCCAAGCCCCACCCAAAGCCCCAGCACGUCGUAAGCAGGCCAGCCAGAGCCAAGCCCAGCAGCAGCCAUCCGCUCAGCCUACUCCAGCCCAAUCUCCGGCUGCACAGCAGCCUACAGCUCGGCAGCAACCAGUUCCUCAACAACCAGUUGCCCAGCAACCAGUAGCCCAGCCAGAAGCGGCCCAGCAGCCACCUGUCAAGACCCAGUCCACCCCUGCCGAGACCAGUCACAACACAGCUGAGACUGAGACGGUAACAUACCUGCAGCCUGUGUCUGACAGCUGCUCCCUGAGCUGACAGACACACUCAAAGCUUGCUUGAAAGUGACAUCAGACCAUCCAUUGUUCCACCCAGCCAUCCAUCGUCAAGCCAAUGCCAUCAGCCUUCAUCAUUUUGCUGUCUUUUCAGUUUUGUUCGUUAGUGUUGUUCUCUCAGUAACUUGAAAAACCCUGCAACAUUGUGAACGUAUGAAUGACCCUCAUUUCUGUGUGAUAGACUUUUGUUUUGUUUGACCCUUUCUGUCCGUUUUUACUUUAAUUAUUUUAAUUAUUUUACUUUGUUUGCCUCAUUUUCUUUAGUGUUGUAUGUAUUUGUAUUUGGCAUUGAAAGUUAAUAGUUAGUGAGUGUUAUUGGGAUUUGUUAUACUUUCUCUCUCUCUCCGUCCCUCCAGACUUCUCUUCUUGGUCUGUCCAAGACUCCGCACCAUUCGCCAAAGGCUGCAGAGCGCGCCCCGAGCGACAUUACCCAGAAUGCAGUCGGUGGGCUUCCUGGAAGUGACUCCAGCCAACUACUGCAAGAGAACACAGCAGAGGAUGGCCUCAACCAGUUAAUGUAAGAAAUGCAGAAAUGACAUCAUCACCUGAAAUAUCAGCCUUAGUUAAAUAUGUCUAGUUUUCAAUGUGUAAUAAAAAGCAUGAGCUGGCGCACACCCAGAGAAAAUUAUUUUGUGUAGAGGUGCUGACUAAUGGCGAAUAAACUAUAAGCUAAAAAAAAAAGUCACACACUCAUAUAUAUAUAUAUAUAUAGUGUGUGACUCAUAGGUACACUUCAACUGUGAGAGACGGAAUCUAAAACAAAAAUCCAGAAAAUCAAAUUGUAUGAUUUUUAAGUAAUUAAUUAGCAUUUUAUUGCAUGAAAUAAGUAUUUGACACAUCAGAAAAGCAGAACUUAAUAUUUGGUACAGAAACCUUUGUUUGCAAUUACAGAGAUCAUACGUUUCCUGUAGGUCUUGACUAGGUUUGCACACACUGCAGCAGGGAUUUUGGCCCACUCCUCCAUACAGACCUUCUCCAGAUCCUUCAGGUUUCGGGGCUGUCGCUGGGCAAUACAGACUUUCAGCUCCCUCCAAAGAUGUUCUAUUGGGUUCAGGUCUGGAGACUGGCUAGGCCACUCCAGGACCUUGAGAUGCUUCUUACGGAGCCACUCCUUAGUUGCCCUGGCUGUGUGUUUCGGGUCGGAGCCACGACCCAUCUUCAAUGCUCUUACUGAGGGAAGGAGGUUGUUGGCCAAGAUCUCACGAUACAUGGCCCCAUCCAUCCUCCCCUCAAUACGGUGCAGUCGUCCUGUCCCCUUUGCAGAAAAGCAUCCCCAAAGAAUGAUGUUUCCAUCUCCAUGCUUCACGGUUGGGAUGGUGUUCUUGGGGUUGUACUCAUCCUUCUUCUUCCUCCAAACAUGGCGAGUGGAGUUUAGACCAAAAAGCUAUAUUUUUGUCUCAUCAGACCACAUGACCUUCUCCCAUUCCUCCUCUGGAUCAUCCAGAUGGUCAUUGGCAAACUUCAGACGGGCCUGGACAUGCGCUGGCUUGAGCAGGGGGACCUUGCGUGCGCUGCAGGAUUUUAAUCCAUGACGGCGUAGUGUGUUACUAAUGGUUUUCUUUGAGACUGUGGACCCAGCUCUCUUCAGGUCAUUGACCAGGUCCUGCCGUGUAGUUCUGGGCUGAUCCCUCACCUUCCUCAUGAUCAUUGAUGCCCCACGAGGUGAGAUCUUGCAUGGAGCCCCAGACCGAGGGUGAUUGACCGUCAUCUUGAACUUCUUCCAUUUUCUAAUAAAUGCGCCAACAGUUGUUGCCUUCUCACCAAGCUGCUUGCCUAUUGUCCUGCAGCCCAUCCCAGCCUUGUACAGGUCUACAAUUUUAUCCCUAAAGUCCUUACACAGCUCUCUGGUCUUGGCCAUUGUGGAGAGGUUGGAGUCUGUUUGAUUGAGUGUGUGGACAGGUGUCUUUUAUAAAGGUAACGAGUUCAAACAGGUGCAGUUAAUACAGGUAAUGAGUGGAGAACAGGAGGGCUUCUUAAAGAAAAACUAACAGGUCUGUGAGAGCCGGAAUUCUUACUGGUUGGUAGGUGAUCAAAUACUUAUGUCAUGCAAUAAAAUGCAAAUUAAUUACUUAAAAAUCAUACAAUGUGAUUUUCUGGAUUUUUGUUUUAGAUUCCGUCUCUCACAGUUGAAGUGUACCUAUGAUUAAAAAUGACAGACCUCUACAUGCUUUGUAAGUAGGAAAACCUGCAAAAUCGGCAGUGUAUCAAAUACUUGUUCUCCCCACUGUGUGUAUAUAUAUAUAUAUAUAUGAGUGUGCGACUCUUUAUUUAUUUUUUAGAUAUAUAACUCCCAGUAAUUUAUUAGGUAAACCACCAAAGUUUCGGCAUCACUGUGCCUUCUUCAGUGUGGAACAACAAGUUGACCUGUUCCGGCAUUUGUGUGUUUUUCCAGAUCUGUCGGUACAACUCCACCCAAUUCCACCCGGUCCCUUCAGCAGAGUUUGUGUGAACCAGCCCAAGACGGCAACUUUGCUGCCUUUGCCCCUUCACCUGCCUCUGUCCCUGGCCCUGCCACCGGCUCCCCCACGCAGCCCACUUGGAACCCUUUUGGUGAUGAUGACUUCUCCAAUCUCAAUGCAGAGCAACUGAUUAACAAAGACCUGGUUGAUGAACAGGCAGAUGGUAAGGCUGCACGCACAACAUAAUACCAUGUGUUCUCAAUUCUAAGAGAUAGGAGCUAAAAAUACACCCUUAGACCUAAUUUCUAACAUAUCCUCUGCUGUAAUAGUAUUUCCAAUCAGAUAAAGCUGUAUCAUUCACUUUGACCUUUAUCGCUAUUAGACGUGGCUGCAGAAGCAGAGGUGGAGACUGCCCCCACAGAGAAUCUGAUACCUGGCCUGCUAGAGGUCUCCUCCCCUGUGGAAACAGCCCCCCAACUUGCUGGUGAGACCCUUCUCAACUCCAUCACUCAUAGUGGUUCAGUCCCAUCUGGCUCAGUCGGUAGAGCAUGGUGCUUGCAACACCAAGGGUCAUGGGUUCAAUUCCCACUGGGGCCACCCAUACGUAAAAUGUAUGCAUGCAUGACUAAGUCACUUUGGAUUGAAGUGUCUGCAAAAUUGCAUAUAUUAAUAUUAUAUUAUUAAUAUUAUAUGAAUCUCCCUACUAUAUAUCUUUCAGAUAUUCCCAUAGCUCCCUUUCCUUUGUUCUUUCUAUAGCAAUCACAUCCUCCAUUCUCCAUUACAAUCAUCUCCAGUGACACACCCAUAGAAAUCCUAUAAUACACUAUUCUAUAUGUCAUUCUAUGGAUAUAAGGGAAGGAAACUCUGCCGCUACUCCGCUCUCCAACCAAGGUGCGUGAACUGAGGAGCAACUGAAAUUAAGAGAAAAGUCAGCAACUCUUGCAGGACAGUAGAAGUUAAUAAAAGUGCUUAUUUAUUCCUGCUGAGUGAAUGGUCCUCUGUGACCUCAUCUGUGGCAAUCUGAACACUAAGCUCAGCAUAAAUUCCUUUCUGAAAGCUUUCAUUAACUCUGCAUGCUCAAAAUCCCUAGCUAGCCAUUUAAUGGGAUGUCUUCACUGAAUAACUUACCAAGAAAACACUGUGUCUUUGCCUUGAACUAUCCAUGCCCAAUCAUCUCUACAGAUGCAGAUGGACAACAUGCCAUGCUUUGUGCAUCUCUGCAGUGUUCGUUAGUCUGUCUGUUUUGUUGUCUUUUCUCUGCUGUACUAGUAGAACAAUCUGAAGACAUCCUUGGACUGGAUACAGGAGAGUCUUUCUUGACUGUUCAGGUCCCUUUCAGCGCCCUAGCACUCUCAGACACUCCAGGUAAGGUUGUGUCCCUUUCUAUUUGUAAAAGCACACUCCAAAUCACUUACCCACAUAGAGUAUCAACAUGACAUACUGAGAUGCUGGCUAUUGUCAACAGGAAGACCAGAAUUAGGGUGCAUUCGUAAAUCCACGCUGGCAAUCUACUCCCGAGUUCAGAGCACUCUGGUUUGAGAGUGCCAGAGUGCAGAAUAACUGAUGAAUUUACAAAGACAUGUCGUGCUUGUUGUUUUGACAGGUGCCAGUAAACAUCAGGCUAAAGAACAAACGCACCCUUGGAUCCACACACAAUUAAUCAUGGCAACGUUUGGCUGUUUUACUAAGUGGUUGUCAAAAAACAUUCCAAGCCUAAUUUUCUUUUAACUAAGCCACAAAUAGAGCCCAAAAUAAUGCAGUAUUUCAAGUUGUGAAAUGUGGGAUAUUGCUCUAAGAAAGCUAAAGUACUGGUAGUCAUGUUGCUAGCAGUGAUGUACAGUGCUCUCUUUCCCCAGUUAAAGGGGCUAGAGUGGACUUGUGCUGUGCAUUGGUCCAUGACUCAACUGUAAGUACAGAGUGGAGAGGCAGGAAGAGAGCAGUUGUGUGCAUGUGUUGUAUUGGGAGAUGACCUGGUGUGCAGAGUGGUCUUUAGAGGGAACCCCAGAUAGUGGAUGUAGCUACUAGCUAGCGCUCUCUGUGUGACUGUUAUUCAUCUGGUGUGAAAAUAACAUUUAGGGUUUGGUGGCUGUGUGAACAAACAUCUCGAUGUAGGCAAGUUAUUCCUUGUCAUGUUUUGGGAGUACAAAUUCUAAACUCUUGUUAACUGGCCUGUUGGAAUGUGAUGUAAAGAAAGAGUAACUUUUCUUCAAAGUGACUGGUUCCUCGGCCAACAGUUUCUCUGCUUGAGAUUAACCUUUCAUUCUUCUGUAGGGUGAUAUUCUUUCCUCUAUUUAGCUAUAUUCUAAUGUGUCUGUCUCAGCUUCUUUGACCUAAUAUGUCAUUCUUUAGCCAUUCUGUUAUCAUCUUUGUCUUAUCCAUCUGUAAUUCAUUAAUUUAUCCCCAACCGCUUUUCUUUAUCUUCUCAAUUUUUACAUUCCCUCCAUCUCUGUUUUGUUUAAGCUACUGGUACGUACAUUGUUAUUUAUAUGUUUUUAGUUGCAUUUCUUUAUCAAUAUCAUUGAUUACAAAACCCUUGAAAGCUAAUAUAAAAGUCAAUAGCUUCAUUAAACAAUUGAAAACCGUUCCAGUUCCCAAGGCUCCUAUUGAUGGAAAUAAUAUCAAUGUUGAUCAUGUAAAUACCAUGGCAGGUUGUCUCCAUGGGGGCUCUCAAUCACUUCUGACUGGAAUAGCUGCACUUGAUAAACAAUCAUUACGUCUCAGCCAUAUCAGGUUAUUUGGAGCUAGGAUACACUAUUGGCCAGUAAAUAUCAAUUAAUCAACAAUGUUUCAUGUUGGCUCCCCAUGAACUGCAGUGCUACCUCUUACACCAUACUAGGAAACGGCCCUUAACGACAUGGGUGGGUUGAGUGGUUAUAGUUGUAGUACAUUAGCCUAUCUGAAUAGGCCUAUAUGUAAGUGAUAAAUAAGGACGCUCUAUACAUUCUCUGAAAGUAAUAGAUGACGCAGGCUUGGAAGAUGUGCAGCGGAGUCCAUCCACGAAGUGCAUAUUAGUUCCAGAAAAUUUACAUUAGCCUAUCUAUAUAGGCCUAUAUUUAUGAACAUGUAGAUUAUAUUGUAGUCUCUAUCCUUUCAUCACAUUAUGUGCUGGAGGCUCAGCUGUAACAUCAUUUUCCCUCAUUGAACACCCAUCCUCUCACAUUCCCUAUAGCCUAGUUCCCUUUGCCCUCAUUCCUAUUCAUUAUUUGUCUUUCACCUUCUCCUCAUCUCUCUCUUCCUUUUUUCACCCCUUUUCUCCAUCCUCACUCACUCCUUAAUUGCUGUUCUGGCAUGACCAUGUGAAAUGCAGUAUUUGCUAGCUAGAGUAUUGCUGCCACUCACUUUUUCUUACUGUUCUUUCCUUUUUCUCGUCCUCACUCUUCUUUUCUCUCUGGGGCUGUAGAGAAGCAUAUUGAGGGACUGAAGUCCCCAGAUACACACCUCCUGCUCCCUGAUCUCCUGUCCAUGGCUGAUCCCUUUGGCAGAACUGUGGCGGAGGCUGUUAACGGUAAAGUUCUUUCAGUCACUCCUGGAGAUUUCACUACUGUACACACUUUGUUACAUUUGUUUUUCCCAAUGUGAAUGUUUUCCAUGGAAUGCUCCAUGGCAAUAUCCUCUGUCUGCCCUCAGUUCACCCUUUCUUCCUCUGUCCCUCUCUCUGCUUCCAUCUCUCCUUCUCUUCCUCUCUCUUCCUCCCCAUCUCCCUCUCUGCUUCCAUCUCUCCUUCUCUUCCUCCCAUUCCUCCCUCUCUCUGCUUCCCUCUCUCUGCUUCCAUCUCUCUCUCUUCCUCCCAUCUCCCCUCUCUCUGCUUCCAUCUCUCCUUCUCUUCCUCUCUCUUCCUCCCCAUCUCCCUCUCUGCUUCCAUCUCUCCUUCUCUUCCUCUCUCUUCCUCCCCAUCUCUCUCUCUCUGCUUCCAUCUCUCCUUCUCUUCCUCCCCAUCUCCCUCUCUCUGCUUCCAUAUCUCAUUCUCCUUGUCUCUUCCUCCCUCUCUCUACAUGUACAGUAGUGGGUCCAGCAGAGAACUAUCUUGUGAGUCUGGACUCUCUGAUCCCUGGUCUGGAGGCUCCUGUGUCCCAGUCUGAGACAGACUCUACGCUGCUUCCUGGUUAGUCUCUGUCUCACAGGCAAUGCGACACACAAUCUAGAUGCCCCCACAAUUUAAUGCAACAGUGGAAGAAGAUUAUUUAUAUCUGAGGAAACCAAAAUGUUUUGGUUUCUGUUAUUACUGAUAAUACCACCUGCCUCGACACUGGUCUUUGGUCAUUGCGUAACGUUUUCAGAGGACGGAAUGGAGCCAGCCCAUUGAGUACAAUGAGCACAGUUGAUUGAUAAUUUGAGUGUCUGUCUACCCAGCUAACAAUUCUAGGGAGAUAGAAUGUUUUUGUAAUGUUACCUGUAAUGUUCCCCUAAUGUUUGAGUGUCCAGUUUUCCGUUAGUUAGGGGAACAAUCUAAUUUAUCUAACCUUUUUAGCAUGUUUUGGUGUUAAAGUUAGGAGAACAUUCCCUUAAUGUCUAGAAUGUGGUUACAAUGUUCUCAGAAUAUACUACAUUAAUGUUCUAGAUGCAUUUUAUGGGACGUUGCAAGAACAUUCGUGUCCAGUUUUCUGAGGGUUAGGAGAAUAUUCCAUCAACGUCACAUUCCAAAUAUACACAGAACGUGGUUGCCAUGUUCUCAGAAUAUACAAUAUGCAUGUUCUAGACGCGUUUCAUGGGACGUUGCAAGAACAUUCAUGUGUAUCAGUUGCCAGGACGUCGCUUGAUGGUCACAUAAAUGGUUUCAUUACACAUCACGCCAUGUUACUGUUGCCAAGCCCAUUGAGGCCCUGAUUGGUAAACCACUGAUUCAUUCACAGCUCUUUUUUCUGUUGGCAAGAUUAGGGAUACGCACAAACACAGUGCUUUUAACAUAGUGUUUUCAACUUACAUAUUUGACACAGUUUGACAUUCAUGAUUACAUUGUGCGUGUUUAUUUAUACAGUAAUUAUUAUUCAACAUGUCCUCAUCUGGGAAUUGAACUCACAACCUCUUGGUUCAAGGCAUUCAGAUCUUCCUUCUACCCCACCAUAUCUGUCUCAGUUAUCAGUUCAUUUGAUUUAGCCUACUUAUUUUAACAAUUGAAGGGCUUUCUGUAUAGUUGUCUAAUGUUUGGUGGGACAUAUUAACCUGUUUUAAUGAUAGUCCUAAUUCACUAUGAUCAAUAAACAUUUUUCUUGAGUGUACUUCUAACAGAGCUGAGAUUUACUUCAAAGUGCAUUCACCCUAUUGCUUACAAUAUUUUAUUGAUCAUAGUAAUUCAGGAGGAUCAUUAAAACAGGUUAAUAUGCCCCACCAACAUUAGACAACUAUACAGAAAGACCUUCAAUUGCUGAAAUAGGUCAAUCAAAUCAAUUAUGGAAUAGUCCGAUUUAAAGAUGCACUAUGCAGAAAUCGCUCUGCUAUUUCCUGGUUGCAAAAAUUCUAAUAGUUCGCCUAAUUUCAGUUUGUGGCAAAACAAGCAAGUAUAGUGUAGAGAGUCAUUGUACCAUCUAAACCGCUGUGAAAUAUAUUUUCAGCGCACAUUGAACAGAUCUACCGCUUCUUAGACUUGCUUUCAAUGAGAAUGACAGAUCUAUAAAACACAUUUCUAUGUGAAUUUGGUCGGAUCACCCAGAAAGUUACAUAUUGCAGCUUUAAAUCAUACCUGACACGGACAUGGCGUAGCAGGAAGAUUGGAGUACCGCGAACCAAGAGGUUGUCAGUUCAAAUCCCAGGUGAGGACAUGUUGAAUAAUAAUAAUGAAUGUGUAAAUGAACAAGCACAAUGUAAUCAUGUAUGUCAAAUAUGUAAGUUGAAAAAACUAUAUGUUAAAACCACUGUGUGUGAGUAUCCUUAACCUUGCCAUCUGACAAAGAGCUAUGAAUGGAUCAGUGGUUCACCAAUCAGGGCCUUGGUUGGCUCGGCAACAGUAACAAGAUGUGAUGUGUAAUUAAUUUUUCUUUGGACACAAAUGUUCUUGCAACGUUCUCAUUUAAUGUGUCUAAAACAUUAAUAUCUUAUAUUCUGAGAACAUGGCAACCAUGUUCUGUGUAUGUUUUGUCGGACGUUGAUGGAAUAUUCUCCUAAUCCACAGAACUGGACACAUUAAUGUUUUUGCAACGUUACCAUGAAAUGUGUCUACAACAUUAAUAUCUUAACCACGUAACCACGUUCUGGGUAAGUUCUAUUUGACAUUAAGGGAAUGGUAUCUUGGAAACAUUCCUUGCUCAUCACAGGAACAUUCCUAUGGAAAUGUUAGUUAAUUACCUAAUGAGACUCAAGGGAACGUUCUCUAAAGUUGUGGGAAAGUUUGUUGUUAGCUGGGUAAUAAGUAGCCUGGUGGUUCCAGUUACUAUUGUUGUCAUUCAUAACUAAUGUUGACUCAAAACGGGUAUGAAAUGAAAUGGCAAACUGAAAUAGAGAGAUAAAAAAGCAUAAGCCCACUUCAAGAACUCUGAGAAAAGGAUGUCUGUCUUCUCUUGGCUGGACAGACUAUUGUAGUGUAUACUAUACGAGUGCUUAUGAAAGAUGCAGGGUCCUUGUACAACUGGUAUUCACAGAAUGAGGCUGUUUUUCAAAAGUAGACAUUCAUUAUGUUGUGUAUUGCAUGCAGGGCUCUGUAAUUGCAUCACCUGGGGCUUUUUUGAAUGAUUUGAUAAUGCAAGCAAAUAUACAUCACAUCUCACUGUAAAAAAGGAUUCAGGGGCUUAGUAAAUAUUACCCCCAAAAAUCUAUGAUUUUCACAUAAAAAUGCAGGUUUCUGGUUUUACUUCAAUAUUUUAAUACCUUAAUUUUGGUGUUCAAUUUAAUAUACUGUAAUGUCUGAAUUGAUGAUUUGUGAGUGAAAACAGCAAGGGAAAUUGUGUUUAAUUUACUCAAUUUUCAUAAUAUAUUCUAUCAACUUAACUUGCAACAACUUGCCAUAUGGCUCAGUUUUUUGUUGUUGACAAUUGUGGGUAAUUCUUUUUUUGGGGGACUUUAUGAUACUUUUACACAAUGUUAUAUGCAUGUUUCUUUAUUAGUAUUAAGCAGUUUGUUGUGUUAUGAGGGGUAAUGGAUCAUGAUUAACAAAUUGACAUUCAAAGAUGAUACCACCCAUUCCAACCAUCAACAAGGUUAUGCGCACAACCACCUUUAACGACAAAGGCAAAUGCAGAGCAGCAUCCCACAAUGCUUGCAGAUUGAGCACUGUGCUCAACAAUGCCUGCGAAAGUGGUUUAAAAUGGCUAAUAAUCAAUGUUAAAGAAAAAGACAUGAUCACUGAAAGUAACUAAUCAAAACGUUGAAGUAGAUCUACCGAAUAAUAACAGUUUUGGAAUUGAUCAAAUUGAAACUAAGCCAUUUAGUUUAUGCUGGACUUAAUAUAUUAGUGUUUGCGAAACACCAAAAGUUAAGUAUAUUAUACAUAAAAAUACCUCAGUACUGAAAAAGCUGAUGCAGAUAGUUACCUCAUUUUUUUAUGGUUUCAAAGGAAACAUAUCCCCAUACCCCCACUUACGGUUGGAUACUUCGAUGUGUAGUGCCUCUAUUACCAUACAUUAUAUACUAUAGCAUUACAUUAAAAAGAGCUACUAGGAACACGUGGAUUAUUUGUCAUUCUUUGUCCUUAGUGCUUACAAUCUUUUUAUUAUACAUGAUACAGGAACACAUUUUGGCCAUAUCCUGGCGAAAUCCUGAACUAAUGAUUCCAGGUACAUUGUCUAACCCCCCCCCCCCCCCCCCCCACUCCUCUGCCCUCCCUCCCACAGACCCCCUGCUUGGGGAGGACUCUCUGCUGGGCUGCUCUCUCAUCUUUCCCCCCUCUGGAGCCUCCUCUCUCUCUUCUGUUCCGGCUUCUGCUGGUGUUGGGUCUGUUCUGGAAGAGUUUGACCUGGCAUCUGGGGGUUCCACCCAGUUUCUGGCAGGUAAGGCUCUGUUUCCAAAAUCACACACCCACAACAAGCCCAAACUGUGCCACGUAGGCCUACAAUUGGAGAGGCAGGAGUGCUGCCACUUACACUUGAUGUGUACCGUAGGAACAAAUGCUUUGGUUCUCCCUGUUAAGCUAGCUGUUCUCCCUGUUAAGAAGCUAGCUGUUCUCCCUGUUAAGAGAGACAACUACACUAGCAGGCUACUGACUUGCAGUCUAACUCUAACCCUCUGUAGCUGUGCGGCACACUGCUCUCUAACUCCCCUUAUCUGCUUCCUCCUUUAUCUCUCUUGCUUUCUGCCAGUUCUUAUUCUUCCUUUAUACUCUUGGUUGUGCUGCUUGCUUUACUCAAUGCUUCUCCCAAACACCUUAACCUCCUCUUCCUCCUUUCUCUCGGCUCCAUCUUCUGCAGACUCCUCUGAUCUCCUGAUCCCAGGCUUUGAGCCUCCGCCCAGUGCAGAGACAGGCAACGAGGAUGAGUUUGACCCCAUCCCUGUCAUGACCUCCAAAAACUCCUCCCAAGGUAAGCCCAGUGGGCUUCCAGCCUUCACACCGAGGCAGGGACAGGCAGCGAGUCUGUGGGUCAGUCCCACUGAGAUUGCCAUUCAUACCUCAACCAGGGUCAGAGGAACUCUGGGAUUGAUUCCGGUCAAUGUCCUCAGUAGUGUAUUAAACCCUGCUCCCCCUUCCCCUUAUAGAUUAAUCUGAGUAGCCAUCCUCGCUCUGUGUAGUUAUUCCUUAAUGCUCUUAGAUUGUAUCUGGAGAGCAAUUCUUCUUACUUCCUGUCUUUCUCUGUCUUCUGUAACCUUAUCUUCUCUCCAUCUUUCCCCUGGCUUCUUUAUCUGUUCUUUCUUUCUUACUUACCUCCCUUGCUUUUUCCCCCUGUCCCCCCUCCUUCCCCCUGCUUCGCCCUGGCCCGCCCCCCUACCCCCCUUCUCUCUGUCCGGCCAGUUUCAGGAGGCCACUCUCGCAGUAACAAUGGCAGCUCUGAGUCCAGCCUUCCCAGCCUGGCCCGCUCCCUGCUCAUGGUGGACCAGCUCAUCGACCUGUAG
Coregonus sp. 'balchen' is the source of this 25718-nucleotide messenger RNA. Lineage: Eukaryota; Metazoa; Chordata; Actinopteri; Salmoniformes; Salmonidae. The record is from the annotation of a GenBank genome assembly.